CCAAUCACGUGAUGUAAACGAAGCGCUUGGUGCGAGCACAUUUAUACCCCUACUCGCUUAUGAGGGAAUCAUAAUGUAAGGAGUGGACGAACUUACGUUGAUUUAAUCAAGAGAGAGUGGUUCGUCUGUUCGUAAGAGAAAAAGACGAAACUAUUUAUCAUCACGAAGUAACGAGAUUGAACAGGCUUGUUUACUAGCAACAAGAUGGCGGACAUCAAAGAAGAGGAAGUCAAGAAAAUCGCUUCAAUAGAAAAAUCCUCUGGACGUCAGGAACUUGCCGAGAUCUUAAAGUUGAAGGAAUACAAUGAAGAAAAUGACUUAAAGGCAGCCAUAUACAUAGACUACCUGUAUGACAAUGUAAUGUUUGCUGCUGAAAAGGGGUUUUCAUGGCAUCAAGUAACUGUCAUCCUGCAGUUUGCACUGGAUUUCCUGCAGCAGUGCCAGGGGAAGCCCUUGUCUGAUGCAAUACGCUGUUACAGGAAUUUAUCUGGGAAUCUAGCACAAGUCCUUGGUGAGCGUAAUUAUAAACAGUACACAGACUAUGUUUUCUCCACAUUUAUGACACAUUACCAGCUGUUUACUUACGUGUUCACACAAGAGAGACAGACCAAUGUGCCAUAUGUGUCACUUGAUGUCAACGUCCCAAUACCAUCUGAGGAAAUGACAACCAGUAAACCCAACCACAUCUGGCAGUAUGAGAAGAAAAUUGAGGGUCUUGAGGAUCUUGAGAUGACCAAGAUUUCCGAGAGGAUUCAAGUGAAGGAGAAACUCACGUUGGAGGAUGAAGGUCAACAACUUGCUGUUCAGGAGAAGAUCUUUUCUGCAGAACUUCCCCUCACAAAAGAGAGUCUUGGCGAGAUGAUCCGUGACGUGAUGCAGGCGUACACAACAUCAACAGCAACAAGUCUGAAAACAACUGUACAGGAACUUGGGGAGGAUCUGAACUUGAUGCUGGAGAAGACAAGCUUGCCCCGACCACAGGCACUAGGCCCCCCACCACGCUACAAGCUCCGCACCCCAAUCACAUCAACAGCUGCUGGCAAAAGUCGACAGAACAAAUCGCAUGACUCAGAUCGGUCAAGCCGCAAAUCACCAAAGUCAGCCAAAUCUAAAACAUGAAGCUGCCAUGACUGUGCUCCCUGUAUUGUACAGACAGGAUGAGUGUACCCAUGGCUCCUCUCCAACUGUGAUAUUUGUUAAUGAGACGUUUGACUGAUGACUUUUCUCUACUGUAGCACGUGGUGUGAUUGCCUGACGAUGAAAAGCAGCAUCUCAGCAGGGCAAUACAGGUUGUAAUGAAUUUGUUGUGUAAUUGACACUACACACAGCAUGUUGAGUGGGAUUGCUCUUUCAGAGAUUAUAUGUACAUAGUGUGUCUUUUAUGUAAUUAAAAAACAUCAUUGUCA
Haliotis rubra (blacklip abalone) is the source of this 1406-nucleotide messenger RNA. RefSeq lists its product as uncharacterized. NCBI's taxonomy places the organism in Eukaryota, Metazoa, Mollusca, Gastropoda, Lepetellida, Haliotidae. The record is from RefSeq and is a predicted model, not a curated record. The transcript is spliced from 5 exons. The coding region runs from base 205 to 1119 and encodes 304 amino acids.